Molecule: messenger RNA, 1614 nt
Organism: Peniophora sp. CBMAI 1063
Lineage: Eukaryota; Fungi; Basidiomycota; Agaricomycetes; Russulales; Peniophoraceae
Source: the annotation of a GenBank genome assembly
AUGAACUUCACGACUUUCCUUUCCACGAGAGACGAGACCGUAGACGCAGCAGCGGACUAUCAAGCACACCCUGAUUUCCGGACAAUCACAUCGUUCACCUUGGGCUGGGUUUUCCUGCUCGCUUGCCGACAUGUUGGCCACGCGCCAUUCACACGCACACUCGGUCGCGCCUCAUGCAUCAUAUUCCUUCCCACUCAAAAGCGCAUUCAGGAUGUCGAGAGCACGAACAAGCCGUUGAGCUUGAUGCACAUGGAUCUAGCGGACGUUACUUCAACCCAUAGCACCCGCGACGGACCAGCCGGACAACGCAUCCUCGCCUUUCUACUGUACUGGGCAUUGGUGGUCUCAAGUAUGGCACAGUUCCUCAGUUUAUUAGUCUUUGGCAACGGCUUCAGAUAUGAGUCAUUGUGCGCUGCAACACUCGGAGUAGGCACCGCCUCUUCUGUGAUUGCUCGUGUCCUAGGCAUCUUGAUCCUCAGUUUUGAGCUACAGCGCCGAUUCAAUGCUACGAUCUAUGAGCUUACCACCGUCUGGUUUUUGCUCCUCAGCGUUCUUGGUGUCACAGGGGGAAACGUCUUCUUCAGCCUCGGUCAAGUGACUGUCCUACCCAAUAUCGGCGAUGCUGCCAUCUGUGUAAAGCAACACUUCAUGCCCACGUCGUUAACGAUUUCGUUGGCUCUGAUCAUUCUUGAAUUGUUUACACUUGCAAGGCUACUCAUUGGUCUUUCACUACCUCGAGAUCUUCUGGAUAUACGCGUGUCUCGGGCCGUAGCAUUGCUUGUUUUUGAUCUGGUGGUCCUUGUUCCAGACGCAGUGGCAAGCAACGUUCUGGGAGACUUUAUUCCUUUCAGUGUUGGAGCCGUGGCCCUUCUUGCUGCCUUCGCCCCAACACCAGCAUCCACUCGCGACUGCGAACAUGUUCUGCUCACCGCAUCGAAAGCAUCUACAACAAGUCCCCGUUCCAGCGUCAUGGUCUCGUCGUUCUUUGAUCCCCCUCAACCAAUGCACAUGGCACAACCUCCACGCACUUCACCUGCCAUGUCCGAACGCGCGAUGAACGAACUGCUCAUGAAUGGACCAUCAUAUGGCGGGCCCACACCCAUGCGUCGGCUUUCGGACCAGGAGCGAAAGAAACGCGAAAGUCUUGCUGCUCUACCGUUCGCGGCAAAGCAACUACCAAAGCUUCCUCCGGCGUCGGUGGCGGAACAGAGUGACACAGAGGGCCCGCGAAGCGACGUUGCCACGGUACGCUCGAGUAUGACCCGCGGCGUGAACAGUUCAGAGGGAGCAGUUCUCACUACUGCAACGCGGGAGUCUAUGCCGCCUGGACUCUCGAUAGUGACGCCCGUCGCAACCCCGACAUCGUCCGUGCCGCUCUCAGGCAAGAUCCUACGACCAGAGCAACUUGCAGAAUACGACCGCGCUACAUCCUCUGACAUUAGGCGAGCUUCCGCAGAGAAACAAGAGGCAUUCGCGUCGUGUGAGCUUUUUGCAUAUCGACAGUUCAAGCACGCCGGGUCAUCCCGUACCGGCGUCGGUGGCGGUGCCCAGUCGCGACCGCUCUAUGGUGUCGCCCCCGAACAUGGUCAUUCCAGUGCCAAUUGGUCCCCGUAG